Candidula unifasciata is the source of this 382-nucleotide messenger RNA. NCBI's taxonomy places the organism in Eukaryota, Metazoa, Mollusca, Gastropoda, Stylommatophora, Geomitridae. The record is from the annotation of a GenBank genome assembly.
AUGAUGCCAGGUCACAGUAAUAAUAAUAAUAUCAGCAUCGGAGCAAUGCCAUCCUCAUCUUCAUCGUCAGCAAACUCAGGUGGCCACUUGCAUUCUAUUGGCCAGGAAAAUGCCAUCCUGAUUCCUCUGAUCCAGCGGGUGAUGUCACCAUCAGAUUGUACAGUUAGCCAGUCCACGCUCAAAAGCCCAACGUACAUGGACACCUCAAACAACACUGAUGAUGAUCAGUCUCUCCACUCCACAAUGCAAGAGUCAGGGGUUAUCACCUCUGCAGAGGUCGUUAUGGACUCUGCACUGGACAGCAGUGACCUGACCACCCUUCAUCCUGUUGCCAUGGAAACUAGGGAGAUGGUGAACUGCCAGAAUGCAGCUGUGUCUAGCG